AUGGACACACAGGAGCUACGGUUCUUCGUCUUCAGCAGCUACUGUUCUUCGUCUUCAACAGCUUUGAUGAUGGAUGGUCCAUCCUCACAUGCAUCUGUAAACCCUACAAACACAAACAAUAAUACAAUAUCGUCUGAUGUCAGAACUGGGACAAAAUGUUUGAAUGGAGAUAUGGCAUGGGAAUGGGGAGAGUGGAGAGAUCCCUCAAAAAAACAAAGCAUUUGGUGUACAUUAUGUGGUAAGAUGGUAAGUGGAGGAAUCACACGAUUAAAGCAACAUCUUACUCAUACCUCAGGGCAAGUCACCGGUUGUCCGAAUGUGACUGUGGAUAUCCAAAAGAAAGUCAUGGCAUCAAUUAAAGAAAAAUAUAAGAUACAAAAGGAAAAGAAAAGAAAUAUAGAAAUUCUUAGAUCUUACACAGUUGAUCUUUCCGAUGGAAGAUGA
Lactuca virosa is the source of this 444-nucleotide messenger RNA. Lineage: Eukaryota; Viridiplantae; Streptophyta; Magnoliopsida; Asterales; Asteraceae. The record is from the annotation of a GenBank genome assembly.